ACUAACGCGACAACAAUGACGAGAGUGCGUCGGUUCUCGUCGCUCCUGCGGGAACGUGCCUAUUUCUGUGUCGUUUGAACCGUUACGCUCACGUCUUCGCUCCGCGACGUGAACCGUGGAUCGGGGAUCGCUUUUAGCGCUUUUGCUUCGACAAACACCGAACAAUGGACCGUUUGCGAUCCGUGUAACGUUGCCGCGUACGCCCGGCAAUUAUUUGCAAAGCUCGUCAAGUGCAUCCGGUUAAAAGGCGCUUCGAUGCUUUCCGUGUAUCCGCGCGGAGGAUUCUCGGCGAUCGUUUCUCGCGAGAGGGGCUCGGUUACGCGGAACGGAGAUCACGCUUUUGUCGUCUCUGUCAAGAGAGUUUUUUACGAUACCCAGCACUUUUCCUCCAUCCAACGCGAUAUAUAGCGUCGUAAUUGUGCACGGUUUACGAGGUUAAUACGACCAACGUACGAAAGAGGCUGCACGGCGUAGAUUCUUUCCCGAGAUCGGUGAUGACGAUCGAAAUCCACGGUCUCUCUCCCCCUCGUCGAAAUAUUGUCGUGUGAUCGUCGGGUACGUUGUGUCAUUGUAUCACAAAGUCUUUCUUUAUCGCUCUGUCUCAAAGAACAUAAGGAUAUACGGAGUAUAUUUCAGUGUUGAGUUGAAUAGAAUGUUAAACUCGGGAAUGGACUGACAGAGGAUCUUCCAGAAAAGAUCGAAAAGUUGGGUACGAGGAAUCUAAACGACAGACGAUAACAGGGCAAAGUGUCUGCGAGUAGGCCUCGGGCCGUACAACCAUCAACGACUCGACUAUGCCAGCUGUUGCAAGGCCUGGUAGCUUAAAAGACCCAGAGAUUGCCGAAUUAUUCGAGAAAAAUGAUCCGGAGAAGAUAUUUGAGGAUCUGCGCGAGAUCGGGCAUGGUAGUUUCGGAGCAGUUUACUAUGCACGAUGCCUGGUUACCAAAGAGAUUGUUGCCAUCAAGAAGAUGUCUUACCUGGGGAAACAAACGGUGGAGAAAUGGCAGGACAUUCUGAAGGAGAUUCGAUUUCUUAGGCAACUUAAUCAUCCUAACACUAUAGAAUAUAAGGGUUGCUAUCUCAGGGACCACACUGCCUGGCUGGUGAUGGAAUAUUGUCUUGGCUCCGCAUCGGAUAUUAUCGAAGUCCACAAAAGACCUCUGAAAGAAGAAGAGAUCGCCGCGAUAUGCGAAGGUGUAUUGCGUGGCUUGCAUUAUCUCCAUUCUCUCGGAAGGAUCCAUCGUGAUGUGAAAGCAGGAAAUAUUCUACUUACUGAGAACGGUACAGUGAAAUUGGCUGAUUUUGGGUCCGCGAGCAUAAAAUGUCCAGCCAAUAGCUUCGUAGGGACUCCAUAUUGGAUGGCACCAGAAGUUAUAUUAGCUAUGGAUGAGGGCCAGUAUGAUGGCAAGGUGGACGUAUGGUCGUUAGGAAUAACGUGCAUCGAAUUAGCGGAGAGAAAGCCACCUUAUUUUAAUAUGAACGCUAUGAGCGCCUUGUAUCAUAUCGCACAGAAUGAUACGCCAAUCUUAAAUUCACCAGAUUGGACCGAUGUCUUUCGUCAUUUUGUUGAGGUGUGUCUUACUAAAAGUCCGAUUGAAAGACCAACGUCCGGGAAAUUGUUAUCACAUCAAUUUGUCACCAGACCACGUUCUCCUCAAGUUUUGAUAGAUUUGAUACAGAGAACGAAAGCCGCUGUACGGGAAUUAGAUAACUUGAAUUACCGUAAGAUGAAGAAGAUCUUGAUGAUCGACGCAUGCGAGACUGAGAGCACAGUUGGUGACGCCGACGAUACUCCCGAUGAACAAACAGGUGGUGAUAGUAGCAAAAGCAAUUCAAUUACCUCAGAACACUCGAUUCACUCGAUGGGCGUCUCGGCGAGCUCUCAAAGUUCCUCCACCAAUAGCCUGCCGCUGCCGAAUACUGAUAACAAUGAUUAUUCCUCGGGUUCUGUCAGAAAUCGGCAUAAAGUUACAGCAGGUGGUGUCACUGCCAAUCUUCUUGAACACGGUGCCAAUAAUUUUGCGACAAUUAGAACGACUUCAAUUGUCACGAAACAACAAAAGGAACACAUGCAAGAAGAAAUGCAUGAACAGAUGAGUGGGUACAAACGAAUGAGGAGAGAACAUCAAGGUGCUUUGGUGAAAUUAGAGGAACGCUGCAAAAUGGAGAUGGAGUCACAUAAACAGCUGUUGGAUAAAGAGUACGAAACUCUUUUGCAACAGUUUAGCAAAGAUCUCGAGAAAUUGCAACUCAGACAUCUGCAAGAACUGGAACGUAAGCUGAAACAAAAUCAAAAUGCCGAGAAGAAACUUCACAAGGAGAUAACAAGCAGACAGGAGGCCGAUCGCAAGGCUCUAGAAGCUCAACAGAAAAGAGAGUACAAAGCCUAUAAAGAAAGAUGGAAAAAGGAACUGUCUCAGGACGAAGUAACUCCAAAGAGGCAACGAGACGCUACGCUUCAGAGUCAAAAAGAUAAUUUGAGACAAAUGGAAGCGCAAGAGGAACAACGGCUCGCGAGGGGACAACGAGAAUAUCUGGAUCUUGAAAUUCGUAAAUUCCGUAGAAAAAAGUUACUCAUCUUCCACAGCCUGGAACAGGAGCUUCUUCGCGAAGAACUGAACAAGCGGCAACAGCAACUAGAGCAGGCACAUGCUAUGCUCUUGCGACAUCAUGAAAAGACCCAAGAAUUGGAAUAUAGACAACAGAGAGCGGUACACGCGCUUCGCGAAGAUCAAGUGCAUCGACAACAUACAACAGAGCUCUGUAAUCAGCAGGAUUACAUGCAAAGGGCUGAACGUGAUCUGCGUAAGAAACAUGCGUUAGAACUGAAACAGCAACCGAAAAGUCUCAAGCAAAAGGAAAUGCAAAUUCGUAAACAGUUUAGAGAAACUUGUAAAAUACAGACACGACAAUAUAAAGCAUUAAAAGCUCAAAUCCUGCAAACAACUGCUAAGGACGAACAGAAAGCGGUUAUUAAGAAGUUGAAGGAGGAACAGAGACGUAAAUUGGCUCUUUUAGGUGAUCAGUACGAGCAGAGUAUCGCUGAAAUGCUCCAAAAACAAAGUAUACGGCUAGAUGAGUCGCAAGAAUUAGAAUGCCAUAAUCUUAAGGAAAGAUUAAAUUAUGAAUUAGAAAUUCUAAUGGCAUACCAAUCAAAAAACAAGAUGCAAGCCGAGGCGCAGAGAAACAGAGAACGUCGCGAGUUGGAAGAUCGCGUAUCUGUUAGACGAGCUUUGCUCGAACAAAAGAUGGAAUUAGAAACUCAGGAAUUUCUUCGUGAACGUAGCGAACGUAUACGCCUGCUACAUGAAAGGCAAGAACGGGAACUGCAGCAAUUUGAUGAGGAAAGCGCGAGAAUAGGAUUCAGUGCUCUGGCGAUAGCUGAGGCAUCAAAAGAAUCAUACCCGGAUGAUGAAAGCCUUAGCGGCUCCAUGUUAAGUCUAGCUCACAGUAAUAGCUCCACAUCCUUCCCCCCUAAUAGUCUUUAAUUUUAAUCAUAUUAAUAGAAUAUAUAUAUAUAGAUAUAUAUAUAGAUGUACAUACGUACCCACAUACAUAUAUGUACGUACGUAUGUAUGUUGUCUGUCUGUAGUAAGUACAUGACGAGUCUGCCGACGUAUAAUAAUUCGACGACAUAUAUAUAUAUAUAUAUAUAUAUAUAUAUAUAAAACAAGGGUUGUGUGGCUCGUUACGUGCAUCGACCCAAACUUGAAAGGUUUGUUGAGCUUGGGAAUGUGUAUUGGACUGAAAUUGUCACAAUUGCAUAUUUUUCAAUCAACAAAAGAUAUAUUGAUAUGAUUUACCAGAAAGAAAGAGAGAAUGAAAGAGUCAGCGAGCAAGCAAGCAAGCUUCAUAUUGAAGAAGAAUCUAGAUGCUUUUUGCAACAUUGUAAUAUUUAUUACUCAUAACCAAAUAUCUUGAGAUGCAUAUAGAGGUAAAGAAAAGUCUUUAAUAACAUUAAUUUCAUCUGUAAUAUCCAGUAGAAUCUUAAAAUUUAUAGCUCAGAAGAUGUCAGUGUAGGAAGUAAAGAAUUUUAUACAUACUACUACAGAAAAGGAAAGCUUUAGAGAUCUUUAUUUAUUAAUAUAUCGCAAAAAAUAUGACAAUGGUAAUAGUACAAUAAUCCUAAAUUGAUUCUCGUAUUAACACAUCCUCCAUUCUUUUCCCCGUCCAUUUUUCCUCGUCUGAAAUUUGAAAUAAUGAGAGUAAGUUUAAGAUGUCUUUUUCUUGGUGUUUUGACUGACACACUCAGAUACUACUUUCAUAACAAAGAUUUCAGAAUUAAUCGUAAUAAUCGAGCAUCGCGCGCGUUAGAGAGCGAAAGUUACAUUUCUUAUAUAUCUUAAGAAUUUAGUUAUACAUUUAAUUUGAUGCAAUAUACACACAUCAGUGGAAUUUGUAAAGUGAUAUUCUAAUAUAUUUAGCAAAACUCUAUUUUUUUAUACAUAUAAAUAUUAGUAAUUAAUGUGCAUUUUUCCCCCUCCAGAAAAAAAGAUUUAAGUUCAGGAUAUAAUAACAUUCGCAUUAUCCUUCUAUUACAUUAUACUUUCUUUUUUAUUUUAUAUCAAUAAUCAUGAAAAUUUAAUUGAUAAUAAAAUGAUUGUUGAACUGCGAACGAUUAGUCUUCACUUUUCACAAUUCCUGUCAACUUUUCUGCUAACAAUAAGAUUUUUUUAUCCAUUGUAUCUCAAAUAUUUCAAAUAUAUAAUUUGUAUAAAAUUUUGAUAAAGUAUAACGUAUAGUUAAAUAAUUUAUGAUGUAUUAGUAAAUUGGUUUAUUAUCUAUUAUAAAGCUCGAAAAAAAGGAUUUAUGGACAUAUAUGAACGUAUACUUUUUCUCAUCCCUUGUACAUAAUGAUAAAUGAUAAAAUGUAAUUUUCCAAGUAUUUUCUGCAUCAUUAAUGAGUAAAUCAAUUUUCAACUACGAGAUCAGUUGUUUAACUGUGAUUUCAUUUCAGCUUUUAAUGCAAGUUUUAUUCGUACAGAGUUAAAAGUUGGCGGACUAUUUAAAAACAUUUCUGUAUCGAAUUUUAUAAUCAACGAAAAUAAUUGAACAAAUGUUAACUCUUUACCUUCCCCGUUAAUGUGAUAUAAACGCGUCAAGUGUAAGAGAAUCUGACCAAUGUUAUCUGUACAUUAGCAAAAUUUUUAUUUUCAUUUGACAUACCAGUGAAAGACGUUUACUUUUCACAAAAAGCUUUAAGAAAAGUUUGCAUAAACGUUAGCAAAAUGUUAAUUUCUCCAUCUGUUAUUCAGAAAAGUUUGCACACUUUGAUAUAUCUGAUGGACUCUUGCGUAAUUCCAGUGUAUAUCACAUAAUCUCCAUAACUGUUUAAAAUUUCAUCCAGUACACAUCCCCCAAUGUAGUAUUUUUACAUCAAGAUAUACAUGUUAUGUUUCCUUUUUCAUUUAUAUUACACUUUUAUAUACUUUUAUCUUAUAUGUCACAAAGUCCCCUUAAUACCGAUAAAAUUUAAAUCUAAAUGAUUGUGACUGUUGUUCCUCCCAACAAUGUUCGUGCCCUUAUACGAUAAUUUAAAUAUAUUGUCUGUAGAAUCAACGAAAACAAGUACGAUUUCACAUUAAAAGAGAAGAAUGAUGAACAAUGUCGUAUUAAGAAAGUGUAUUUCCAUUAAUUAUAACACCCUUAUAAGGAGGUGCUACCACUACGUAGUUAAUACUUAGUAACGCGCGCGCGCGCGAGUGCAGUCCACGUAUUUCUGGAUUGUGUAAUGUCAAUAAGUUUUGUCAAUAACUAUGUAUAAAGCAUUUCAUUCUUAUCAUAAAAAAAUGUAAAUUUUUACUAUUCAACGAUAUAAUCCAAUUUCUUUCUAACAUUGAGAGCAGUGAGACAUGUCAUCAUGAAAUAUCUAUAUAAGCGAUAGUUGAGCAAGUGUCAAGCGAUGCCAAUCAAAUGUUUGUAUUAUAUUGAUUAGUACGUACACGCAUUAUUAAAGAGAAGAGACAAAUGUUCUUUGCGACUUUGGCAUUUUGCGUUUGUAGCUUGUGAAAUUCUUGGCAAAUUGAGAGAAAAGUGUUUUCUUAGAUUUAGGAGAGAUAGGAAGUGAUUGCAAUCAAGGAGCAUGACCAAAAGUAUUGCAUUUUAUUUCAUAAGUUUAUAAACUUUCUCCUUUGUGUGAUUCAAUAAAGUAUGAACAAUGAGCAACACUCGUAAAGAGCUUAAAAUAAUGUUCACGUAAUUCAUCACACAUUUCAUCGUUCAAUGGCAAUACAGCACACAUUCCCAUUAUCACGAGAUAUAUAAUGUUAAAUGGAAAAUUCAAAUGGAAUUAAACGCGAAAAUUAAUCAAGUGCUAGCAUUCAUUGAACGAAUAUCUAAAAAUCUGUGUUCUCAUUAUAGUGAAUGCUGACGUAGGGAAACAAUAAACAAUUGUUAUUGAAUAUAUGGUUACAUGUUUCAAAGUAACAAUGUAACUAACAACGGAAAACUGUCACAAUCAGCUGAGAUAUUGCCCUAUACCACAACUACGCAAGUACGCAUGUAAAUAUAUAGACACAUGUUAUACAUAGUAAUCGAAUUGUAACAAAUCAUUAUGAAAAAGACAGUAAGACUGCAUCUUCACACGUGUAUAUGAAGAUAAAUUUCAAUUCUUCCUCAAAUUGUUUUAUUACAGAAAUAAAUUCAUCUGAAAUUAAUUAAUUAAUUGGUAUGAUCAAUUUCAGAGGUACAACAGAGAUUAUUCGUGCUAACAAAAAAGGGUUCGACUUUUAUGUACGUGAGUGUACGUGUGUAUGUGUGUGCUGUGUAUUGCGUAUGGUUUGGAAAAAUAACUAUUAGAUUAACAAGUUAUGCAGUAAGUUUUUCUUACAAUAGGUAACUAAACAAGUAAUUAUACAUAUAUAAUCGCGAUUACUAAGUCGUGGAUUUGAAACUUCUCUUUAUCCACGGGAAAUUUCUGUAUAAAAAAAUUGUUAAGUUUUAUAUGCACUUUUAAUUAUAGCACGAGUUGUCUCUGACUUACGUUGUAUGUAUGUAACAAAAAAUAAUUCUUGAUCGUAGUACGUGUGUAAUCAUUAGAAUUCGCUGAAUACCCAAUUUAGGAAAUUGUCAAUGUUGCUAGCGUUUUGUAAAUAUUUAUUCGCUUUGCAUAUAGAACUGCGAUAUAUAGAAUUUUGUUUUAGUUACGAUGUAUCUAGUAUUUACACUGACAAUGAGAGAUUUAUAAAAUUUUGCAAAAACAAUGGCUAACUUAUCAGUUAAAUUUGGAUUGUGAUAACUGAUACGCUCUAGACAAUUAAUAAUAGGCGUAGCAUAUCAAAUACGUAUUAUCAAAUUGUGCUUGGUGAUUAUUUAACACAAGCUCCAUACAAGGUUUUCCGCUUCCAUACAAGGUGUGAUUUUGUAAUGUUAGUGAUUGUGUUAAAGUACAAUACUCAAUCUAUUGUCUUAUCUGUCUAAAAACGCAAUAUUUUUUAGAGAUUGCUGUAACAAUUACAAUUACAGUGAUACAUAUAAUUACGUUUUCUUUGUGUCAUUGGUCAAUUGCAAGAAUAUUCUUUCUAGAUACAUUGAAACAUCGAAGCAAUGUAAUCAUACGUACACCCACACGCGUCUGCGUACACACGCGCGCAUUCUACACACAACAUAUUAUAUAUUUCAAUAUAAUUUCUGGCAGAUAACUUUUACUUUUAACAGUCUCAUUUUUGUAGGUAUGGUAAUGUGCAAAGUAACGAAAAUAGCGUUAGCAUGUUUGCAGAAUAAAUAUAUCAUUGAUACCAUGGAAAGUAAAAAAUUUACCUUAGAUGGGUCAUCACACAUAUACAUACACACAAUCUGUACGGGAUAUUAUCUCAACUGUAAUUUUCUCUGAAACAAAAUAAUCACGUAUGUUUUAUAAGAAGGAAUUAAUAUCUCUUGAAGACAUCUAAAUAAAAAUGCAACAACUA
Molecule: messenger RNA, 7907 nt
Organism: Ooceraea biroi (clonal raider ant)
Lineage: Eukaryota; Metazoa; Arthropoda; Insecta; Hymenoptera; Formicidae
Gene: Tao
Product: Serine/threonine-protein kinase Tao
Biological process (GO): protein phosphorylation
Cellular component (GO): cytoplasm
Molecular function (GO): ATP binding; protein serine/threonine kinase activity
Source: RefSeq, a predicted model, not a curated record